Molecule: messenger RNA, 2091 nt
Organism: Loxodonta africana (African savanna elephant)
Lineage: Eukaryota; Metazoa; Chordata; Mammalia; Proboscidea; Elephantidae
Gene: FGG
Product: fibrinogen gamma chain
Exons: 9
Coding region: 46-1383 (445 amino acids)
Biological process (GO): platelet activation; blood coagulation; protein polymerization
Cellular component (GO): fibrinogen complex
Molecular function (GO): signaling receptor binding
Source: RefSeq, a predicted model, not a curated record
CACUACCGGGCUCAGAGCACUGGGCUCCCCUCCCAGGCAGGCACCAUGAGUUUGUCCCUGCAUCCCCGGAGCUUAAUUCUCUGCUUCUACGCUCUUUCACUGCUUUCUCCAACGUGCCUGGCAUAUGUGGCUACCAAAGACAACUGCUGCAUCUUAGAUGAAAGAUUUGGAAGUUACUGCCCAACUAUGUGCGGCAUUGCAGAUUUCCUGUCUUCUUACCAAACCAGUGUAGACAAGGAUCUGCAGUCUUUGGAAGACAUCUUACACCAAGUUGAAAACAGAACAUCAGAAGCCAAAGAACUGAUCAAAUCAAUCCAAAUCAGCUAUACUCCUGAGGAGCCAUCAAAACCAGGUGCCAUACAGCGUGCUACUCAUAAUGCCAAGAAAAUGUUAGAAGAAAUUGUGAAAUAUGAAGCGUUGAUUUUAACCCAUGAAUCCAGUAUUCGGUUUUUGCAGGACAUAUACAAGUCAAAUAGUCAAAAGAUCCUUAACCUGAAACAAAAGGUAACCCAACUUGAAGAAAAGUGUCAGGAACCUUGCAAAGACACAGUGCAAAUUCAUGAUACUACUGGGAAAGAUUGUCAAGACAUUGCAAACAAGGGAGCCAAAGAGAGUGGGCUUUACUUUAUCAAGCCCCUAAAAGCUAAGCAGCAGUUCCUUGUCUACUGUGAAAUUGAACCAUCUGGAAAUGGGUGGACUGUGCUUCAGAAGAGACUUGAUGGCAGUGAGGAUUUCAAGAAAAAUUGGGUUCAAUAUAAAGAAGGGUUUGGACAUCUGUCUCCUACUGGCACCACGGAGUUUUGGCUGGGCAAUGAGAAGAUUCAUUUGAUCAGUGUACAGUCUACAAUUCCAUAUGCAUUAAGAGUGGAAUUAGAGGACUGGAAUGGCAAAACCAGUACUGCAGACUAUGCCAUGUUCAAGGUGGGGCCUGAAAGUGACAAAUACCGCCUGACGUAUGCGUACUUCAUUGGUGGAGAUGCCGGAGAUGCCUUUGAUGGCUAUGAUUUUGGCGAUGAUCCUAGCGACAAGUUUUUCACAUCCCACAAUGGCAUGCAGUUCAGUACCUGGGACAAUGACAAUGAUAAGUUUGAUGGCAACUGUGCUGAACAGGAUGGAUCUGGUUGGUGGAUGAACAAGUGCCAUGCUGGCCACCUCAAUGGAGUUUAUUACCAAGGUGGCACUUACUCAAAAGCAUCUACUCCUAAUGGUUAUGAUAAUGGCAUUAUUUGGGCUACCUGGAAAUCCCGGUGGUAUUCCAUGAAGAAAACCACCAUGAAGAUAAUCCCAUUCAACAGACUUAACAUUGGAGACGGACAGCAGUUUCAGAUGGGGGGAGCCAAAAAGGUUGGAGAUGAGCACAAUGUUGAAAUAGAAUAUGACUAAAUCAUUUUUCACUGAGAAUUAAUUGUAGAAAAUUACUAGCAUGUUGGUUUCUGUUGACUCACGAAGUUUCAGAAACCUUUCUGAAAAAUUUUCUGUUCUUUCUCUUACUGAAUUUAUCAUUUUAAGCCUUCCUUUAAGGCUAUUUUGCCUUAAGUGGAAAUUAAAACUCACUUUGGACUAUAAACCCCAAUUACUGAACUAAGAGUUAUUUAAAAAUUGUUUAUUUGAGGAAAGAAUAUUUUGCAUAAUUUUCUAAACAUAAAGCUAUUGUCAUAUUUUGCAUUUCAAUGGUUGCAUGUGAUUUUGUAUUGAUUUUUUUUGUUCAUUUUUAUUAGUUCUUAAAUAAUUUAGUACAUACUAAUAAAAUAGGAAUAAAUUUUAAAACUUCAAAUCCUAAGUAUUUUUCCAUGUUUAUUGCCCCUUAGUCAUUCAUAUUUAAUUCUUCUUAUUGAAUGGAGAGAUUAUGUAUUUUUUAUAUAUUUUCUGUUUUGGUCAUAGGCUGGAGACGUUUAAAAGACCGUUUCAAACGUGAUUUGCUUUUUUAAAGGACUUUAUCUGAAAAGAGAAAUAGAAUAUUUUUUCCUAUGGGACAAUGGACUUGCAAAGCCUUAUUUCAUUUUAAGAGUAAAAAGAACCCAUGUUGAAAACUCCGCUAACAGUUUCAUGCUGGUAAUAAUUUAUCUACAUGCCAUUUCAAUAAAUGCUUUG